Entelurus aequoreus (snake pipefish) is the source of this 1537-nucleotide messenger RNA. Its product is annotated as CCN family member 1-like. The coding region runs from base 170 to 1297 and encodes 375 amino acids. The record is from RefSeq and is a predicted model, not a curated record. Gene Ontology annotation, cellular component: extracellular region. Gene Ontology annotation, molecular function: protein binding. Gene Ontology annotation, biological process: signal transduction. NCBI's taxonomy places the organism in Eukaryota, Metazoa, Chordata, Actinopteri, Syngnathiformes, Syngnathidae. The transcript is spliced from 5 exons.
GCCGCGGCUGCACAGAUGACUCGCGUACUUUGUUGCACUUCACACUACUUGAUUCUACUUCAUCCUACGUGAUUGUACUUCGUCCUACUUGAUUGCACGGACCCUGUGUUGUGGAUUUAUUUCAUCAGCAACAACUCUGAAGACCACUUCCUUGCAAACGUCAACAAGGAUGUUUCCUCUGACGGUCACUUUGCGCCACAUCUUUUCCACCUCCUUUAUGCUCUGCAGUGCUGCAGUGAUGGCUGAUGGCGAAUGCCCGCCGGUGUGCUCGUGCGCCGCCUGGUCGGGGUCAUGUCCGCCAGGUGUGAGCCUGGUGAGUGACAGCUGUGGUUGCUGCAGAACGUGUGCCAGGCAGUUCAACGAGGACUGCAGCUCCAGCCAGCCCUGCGACCACAUCAAGGGGCUGCGCUGCCACCUGGGGGCGGGAGGACUGCCUGACAGGGGACUGUGCCGAGCGGAGGCACACGGUCUGCCCUGCGACUUCGGCGGCCACGUCUACCAACACGGCGAGAACUUCCAGCCCAGCUGCCGGCACCAGUGCACCUGCAUGGACGCAGUGGUGGGCUGCACGCCCCUCUGCCCCCACCUUCUGCCCCCGCCCGACCGGCGCUGCCCGCGGCCCCGGCUGGCCACGCCCGAGCACGCCUGCUGCGAGGAGUGGCUCUGUGACCAUGACAACCGCAUCGGAGAGGAGGAGGAGGAGCCAGAGGAGCCGCCGCGCCCCCCUCUGCCGGACGCUCCUCCCCCCAACCGCAUCAGUACCUUGCCGCUGGUACCACCCAAGUUCACAGAUUCAUUCUCCGUGUCUGAGGUGUCGCCGGGGUCCAGAUGUUUCGCACAAACCACCGAGUGGACAGAAUGCUCCGCCUCCUGCGGGAUGGGCCUGUCAAGUCGCGUGACCAAUAACAACCCAGACUGUCAGCUGAUCGGAGAAACCAGGCUGUGUCAGAUACGAGAGUGUGACCCGGAGCUUCCUCUCGCUAUUUGGCGUGCGCGGGGCAAGAAGUGCCAGAGAACUGUUCGGCCGCGGGAGCCGGUCCAGGUGAGCUUCGCCGGAUGCUCCACCCGACGGCGCUACCGCCCUCGCGCCUGCGGGUCCUGCGCGGACGGCCGCUGUUGCACGCCGUCCGCCUCGCGCACCGUGCGGCUGCGCUUCCUCUGCGCCGAUGGCGAGAGCUUCUCCAGGGACAUGAUGUGGAUCCAGCGCUGCAGCUGCAGCCAAAGUUGCCGAGCGCACAGCCGGCCCUCGGGGCCCUCGCUCAGCCUCCACAAUGACAUUCACACCUUCAGGCACUGACUCGUCGGGCCCCAAAGACCGUGCGUCUACCCCCCUUGAAGCCACCCUUGGCAACAUACCCGCUUGCACUUUAAGUCACCCCCCCCCCAUUGAGACUGUUGUACUGAAACCUAUUUUAUUAUUUAUUUGUACAUUUUGCUGCACUUCACAGGCAGAGACCUCUCCCACCAAAAUCCAUCCCUGGAUUUGAUUGACAUUCUGCCUCUCUUUUAGGCCCGGCUAAUAAAUCAUUAUGGAUAA